AUGGAAAAUUGGGCGACCGCCAUACCGACGGUGAAGUCGGAUCCGCCGUUUUUCUUCACCACUAUCACGCCGUUGGAGUAUGAGCUUCCGAUGAUCGCCGUAAAAGACAUCGGCCAAUCAGCCGCCACCCAGCUCCUGGGCACAGCUCCUCUCCCCGAAAGUCCAUAUAUCUACGAACUGCACGGACCGAGAUCCUACCACUCUCGAGACGUGCAGAAGGCGUUCCAAGAUGCGGUGGGAAAAGAGGUUGAAGUGAAGCCAGUUGAGAAGACAGAUUUAGGUCCGUUCUUUGCGCAGUUCCUGCCGGGUCCGCUUGUGCAGCCGUUUGUGGAGAUGACGCUUUCGUUUCUGGAGGGUGGGAUUGCGUUGCAGAAUCCAGCGGAGGUGCCGAAUGUGCAGCGAGGGAAGACGGAGUUGGGGGAGGUGAUUUGGCGGUUGUAUCGGGGGUGA
Molecule: messenger RNA, 450 nt
Organism: Aspergillus melleus
Lineage: Eukaryota; Fungi; Ascomycota; Eurotiomycetes; Eurotiales; Aspergillaceae
Exons: 2
Coding region: 1-450 (149 amino acids)
Source: RefSeq, a predicted model, not a curated record